Adineta ricciae is the source of this 510-nucleotide messenger RNA. The record is from the annotation of a GenBank genome assembly. NCBI's taxonomy places the organism in Eukaryota, Metazoa, Rotifera, Eurotatoria, Adinetida, Adinetidae.
AUGACCAAUGAAUCGACCAGUGAACCCAAACAUUCCAUUUCACGAUCUAAUGAAAUUCAAUCAAGCCGUAGUAUGACGUGUUGUAUUUGCUUAGAAAAUAUCGCUCUAACACGCAAACAGUUCGGCAUCCAGAAUAAUUGUGACCAUUUCUUCUGUUUUGAGUGUCUAUCUACCUGGCGUCGAAUGAGUGAUAAAGAAACCGGAAGACGAUGUCCAUUGUGCCGUACACGGUCGACAUUUAUCGCUCCUAGUUGGCGUUGUUUCACUGAUACUGACGAUAAACAAUCACUAAUCGGUGCGCAUAAACUACGAUUGAAAACGAGACCGUGUCGAACUUUUUUACGAUAUGGUUCAUGCCGAUAUGGUCGUCGAUGUUAUUAUAGUCAUCGAGAUUUAUCCGAUAGACACAAUCAAAAUCUACUGUUCGACUCUCAAUACUUGACUAGUGAAAAUAACCACGAAUCUUCAGGAAGAGUCACAUAUCAUUCACAUCGCUAUCGACCAUAUUGA